Messenger RNA from Paramormyrops kingsleyae, 2777 nucleotides. Its product is annotated as 3 beta-hydroxysteroid dehydrogenase type 7. The record is from RefSeq and is a predicted model, not a curated record. Gene Ontology annotation, biological process: steroid biosynthetic process. NCBI's taxonomy places the organism in Eukaryota, Metazoa, Chordata, Actinopteri, Osteoglossiformes, Mormyridae. Gene Ontology annotation, molecular function: oxidoreductase activity, acting on the CH-OH group of donors, NAD or NADP as acceptor.
UGCUCACCCACUGAGCUAUACCACCAUGUAUAGUUGCACUCUCUCAUUACAAGUACGAAUUUGGUAAUAUGUUUCUUCAGAUGACCCGAUAAAUACUGAAAGACUACAUUUAACUGCUACAUAAAUCAUAGUAUAAUGUAAUAUAUUUACUAGUUUAUUACUAGUAUAAUUCCAUUUGCAACUCAAUCAAGAGAUUGAUUAAGAAACAGUGGUCUUUAGGACCCUGCAACAAAACCCAUAGCCUGCAAGGGAAAGAGGAACAAGAGUUGAACAGCGCUGUGCUCAACACAGAGAUAAUAACAAAUAGAAGGGGUUUGCUGUAAAUUCAGCUGAAAUUCUGGGAAGAGAUAGUACAGAGCAAGUGAUUUCAUCUAGUGAUAUCAUAUUAAAGAACGAACAUAUUGACUUAUUUAUUGAGUUAGAACUGAGUCCUACAUGACACAUGUAAAACUGCAUGCCUCCAGGCAGCACGUACUGUAGGAGUGAAGUACGAGAAAACGACGUGAGCAGAAUACCGCAGUGCUUAGAGUAUCUGACUAUUCAGCAGCAGUGUCCAGAGCAAAGAAUACAUUCAAAAUAAGGAUCUCCUGAGACCCAUCAUCUGAAAACAAAAUAACAUACAGAAAGACACUAGGAAAGAAAGAAAAGCACUGCGUUUAGGACUGAUCAAAGGAACAGCCAGCUGAAGUUCAAGAAGAAAAACAAGGAUGUCAAAACAAGGACACUCCGGUUUAGUGUAUUUGAUCACGGGAGGCUGUGGUUUCCUUGGCCAGCAUCUGCUGCGGACACUGUUAGAAAGAGAAGAUGAAGUCGUGGAAAUUCGCCUUUUUGAUCAAGUCACCCGACCAAACCUAGUGGACCAUAGCACUGAGAGGGUGAAAGUGGUGUUGAUUCAGGGCGACAUCACGGACUAUGACAGUGUGCUGGUGGCAGCCACGGGAGCAGACCUGGUCAUCCAUACUGCUAGCCUGGUGGAUGUAUGGCAUCGAGUCCCAGAGGAAACCAUCCACCGGGUUAAUGUUCAAGGAACAGAAAAUGUCAUCAAAGCAUGUAUGAAAUCUGGGAUCCAGCACCUCAUUUACACAAGCAGCAUGGAGGUUGUGGGGCCCAACAUCAAGGGAGACCCGUUUAUCAGAGGGAACGAGGACUCCUUGUAUGAAGUAUGCCAUGAAAUGCCCUAUCCCAAGAGUAAGGCGGAAGCUGAGAGAUUGGUGCUGGAGGCCAACGGCAAAAAGGGGAAAGGAGAUCUUUGCCUGUGGACCUGUGCCCUGCGGCCCACUGGGAUCUACGGGGAGCAGCACCAGCUAAUGAGGGAUUUUUACCAGAUGGGAGUGCGCACUGGGGGCUGGGUGAUCCGGGGUGUUCCACGUGACACUGAGCACGGCCGUGUUUACGCAGGCAACGUGGCCUGGAUGCAUGUGCUGGCAGCCCGCAAGCUGCGACAGCACCCCCACAGGCUGGGAGGGGAAGUGUACUUCUGUUACGACGACUCACCCUACAAGAGCUACGAGGACUUCAACAUGCAGUUCUUGUCACAGUUCCGCUUCCGCGAGGUGUGGGUGCCCGUGUGGAUCCUGUGGCUGGUGGCAUGCCUCAAUGACCUGCUGCAUUGGUCCCUGAAGCCCAUGUGGCUCUACACGCCGCUGCUGAACCGCUACACGCUGGCUGUGGCCUGCACCUCUUUCACGGUGUACUCUGAUAAGGCUGAGCGGCACUUUGGCUACCGGCCACUCUACAGCUGGGAAGAGGCCAGGGCACGUACACAGAGCUGGGUGAACACCUUCACGGAAAGCCCUAAAGAUACCUGACCCGGCUCACAUUACCUGCCUUUUAACCAUGCAUUUCUCUGUCACUUUCCUCCUUGUCAUAUUUAAAUUCUCUCUAAAUUAUUCAGUCAAGUCAAUGACAUUUCAGAUAAAGAAUUUUACUGUACUAAUAGAAAUACUACUACUAAUAAUAUCAGAUAAUAUACAAUAUAUAAUAUGACAAUUUCAUUUAUAAUAAAUUAAAUAAUCCUUAUACAGGUAACAACAAAUAUCAAUUUUGUUUCCACUGAUGUGGGAAAGCACAGCUUCAGCUUCCCUGUGUCUGAAAUCUGAAAAGUGCAUAUUAAUGACUAAUGAUUUCCUUUCUAGCUAAAGAGAAGUAAAGAAAUUUGCUGAAGGUAGAACUGUUUUUUUUUUUUUUCCAUUUAUAUGAGACUAAGAACUACCUUUGUAAAAACCUUGCUUGAAAGUAUAGUUGUUUUUGGUGGCCUGUCUUAAUUUUAGUUUUAGUCUAGUCUUUGCAUCAAGCUGUCAUUUUAGUUAUUAUUAGUUUUAGUCACGUCCAUACUCAUUUUAGUCUAGUCAAGUUUCAGUCGACUAAAAGUCUGAGCAUUUUAGUCAUAUUUUAGUCAGAAUUAUCCAUGACUAUUUUAGUCUAGUUUUAGUCAACGAAAACUGAUGACAUUUUAGUCUAGUUUUAGUCAAUGAUAAUUGUAUUUUAGUCUCUUUAUUUUAGUGAUGCAAUUCUAUUUUACCUAGUCAAUAUAGUACAAGUACCUAGUAGAAUAGACAAAAACUAAAUUUUGUUUUAGUCAAACACAUUUCACAAUUAAAACAAGGUUCUUAUUAUUAUAUUAUUGUUACCUUAUAGACUCAAGAAUACUCUACAUCCAUUCCAGACACGGAAGACGCUCUGAUUUGAAUUUAAAACAUUUAUUUUGCCAACCAAACAUGUUUGAACUUAGAAGUACACACACAUUUAAAUAAAAUAAAUAAAUAAAAUUAUGUCCA